This is a messenger RNA of Phaeoacremonium minimum UCRPA7, 561 nucleotides long. Its product is annotated as putative rpp14 family protein. The transcript is spliced from 2 exons. The record is from RefSeq and is a predicted model, not a curated record. Gene Ontology annotation, cellular component: ribonuclease P complex. Lineage: Eukaryota; Fungi; Ascomycota; Sordariomycetes; Togniniales; Togniniaceae. The coding region runs from base 1 to 561 and encodes 186 amino acids. Gene Ontology annotation, biological process: tRNA 5'-leader removal.
AUGGUUCGAGUCAAGGAGCGCUAUCUGCUAGUGGACAUCCUCUAUCCUGAGGGAGCUCAUACCCAGGCAAAUGGAAGAAUACCCGAUUUUGUCGUGUACAAUCAGCCAACAACAGACAGCCUCUCUCACUCAGGGCUGGCGAAAGCUAUACGCGCAGAGGUAGCUACCUUGUUCGGAGAUUAUGGAGCCGGAGCUGUCGAGCGCAGUUUGAUGGUUAAAUAUCUGUCGCAUGCCACAUCGACAGUCAUCUUGCGAUGCUCCAGAGCACACUACCGCUUGGUCUGGGCUGCGCUCACGUUUAUGAACCGCGUCCCUAUCAAGAACGGGAAGCCUUGCACGUUCAGAGUCGUCCGUGUUAGCGGCACCAUUCGCAAGGUCGAAGAGGAGGCCAUCCGGCGCGCCAGGCAGAUGAUUUUAAUCGCAAAAGAGCACAUGGCAGGCAAAGACUCCAAUGCUCUCGGGGCACUCUUCGGCAAGCCCAGGGACCAAAUGAGGGAAGUCACCAUGGUGGAUGUGCAUGACUCUGAUUCUGAGGGCAACGAGGACAUGGAGAAUGAUUGA